Messenger RNA from Vespula vulgaris, 6091 nucleotides. It is a transcript of the gene brm, whose product is annotated as ATP-dependent helicase brm. Gene Ontology annotation, molecular function: ATP-dependent chromatin remodeler activity; DNA binding; transcription factor binding. The transcript is spliced from 18 exons. Gene Ontology annotation, cellular component: nucleus. NCBI's taxonomy places the organism in Eukaryota, Metazoa, Arthropoda, Insecta, Hymenoptera, Vespidae. Gene Ontology annotation, biological process: positive regulation of transcription by RNA polymerase II. The record is from RefSeq and is a predicted model, not a curated record. The coding region runs from base 188 to 5149 and encodes 1653 amino acids.
AUGGCCGGUUGCUUGCAUUCAUCAGUGUAUCUGGAUACAGUGUAAUUUUUUUAGAUAAUUACCCGUAGAAAAACUGGGAAGAUUCCUUCUAGGAUCAUAGGAGUUUAUUGUGUUUUUUCUCGUCAUUUUAAGCUGGUCUUACAGACGGAUAUAAUUAUUGAGUAAGCUGGAGUCUGACUGUAGCAAUAUGGCGAGUCCAUCGCCUCAAUCAUCUCCUAUGCCACCGCCGCAAGCUCCAAGCCCAAUGGGUCCUCCACAGCAAGCUCCAUCUCCGUCGAAUCCUCAAGGCAGUCCCAUGGGCCCACCACAACAUCAUCCACACAGUCCGACGCAAGGAUAUCAAGGUGGGCCACCAAUGCCACCGGGUGGACCUCCUAUGUCACAACCUCCACAACAACCACCAUCGCAACAACAGAAUUAUCCACCUCAUCCACAGCAAAUGCCACCCAACAUGGGUCCUCAGAAUCAAGGUGGAUCUGGUCCAGUCGGCCAAGGACCAAAUCCUCAACAGGGACCGGUUGGAUCGAUGGUACCUGGUCAAAUAGGUCCUAAUGGGCCUCAAAGUGGAAGACCUGUGGGAAACAGUCCAAGUAAUCAAAUAGGACCUGGAGGACAAAUGGGACCUGGCAGUCAAAUGAGUCAAACUGGUCCUGCUAAUCAGAUGGGUCAGUUAGGACCAGGAAGUGGCCCGGGCACACAAAUGGGACCAGGAAGUAGCCCUGGUGGACAAAUGGGUCCAGGUAAUGGACCUAGUGGUCCUGGUGGUCCAAUGGGACCUGGGAAUGGACCUACUGGACCUGGUCAAAUGGGACCCGGCGGUGGUCCUGGUGGACCGCAAUUGGGACCAGGAGGACAAAUGGUACCUAGUAGUCAGAUGUCUCAAAGUGGGCCAACAAAUCAACUAGGACCCAAUGGGCCAAGUAAUCAGAUGGGUCCAGGAGGACCAGCCAAUCAAAUGAGCCAUGGAGUUGCUAGCGGUCAAAUGGGCCCAAAUGGACUCGGCGGACAACCGACGUCCAAUCAGAUAGGUCCCAAUACGCCAAAUCAAGGACAAAUAGUUCCUGGAAGUUCAGGUCCAAUGGGGCCAGGUGCACCGGUAAAUCAAAUGAGUCAAACUGGACCUGGUCAUAUUGGGCCUAGUGGUCCUACAGGUCCACCUGGUCCUGGUCAAGAAAAUUUGAAUGCUUUACAAAAAGCUAUCGAUUCCAUGGAAGAAAAAGGUCUUCAGGAAGAUCCACGAUAUUCGCAACUACUAGCGCUAAGAGCUCGCCAAGGAAGUAGCAUGGGAGAGAAACAAACAUUUAGUGCUCAACAGUUACAACAACUACGAGUACAAAUUAUGGCGUAUCGUAUAUUAGCAAGGAAUCAGCCCUUGUCACAACAAUUAGCACUUGCUGUUCAAGGCGGAGCUCCACCCCCGGGUAUGGCUCAACGUCCUAUGGAUCCAUCUCAAGGACCAACUACUACUGCAGGACCACAAAUUCCAGGUCCUAAUGUAAUAGGUCCUGCAGGUGCUCCAAGACCGGGUUGUCAAACACCUCAACAGCAACAACCACCUCAACAAGGUGCUAAAACUAAUAGAGUAACGAGUGUUCCAAAGCCAGUAGGAUUGGAUCCAUUAUUAAUCUUGCAAGAACGAGAGAAUAGAGUUGCGGCUCGUAUUGCAUUAAGAAUGGAACAACUUAGUAACUUGCCAACAAAUAUGCCCGAAGAUCUUCGUAUUCAAGUCCAGAUAGAAUUACGGAUGCUGAGGGUACUCAAUUUUCAACGACAACUUAGAUCUGAGAUAAUAGCAUGUACUCGAAAGGAUACAACUCUAGAAACAGCAGUUAAUGUAAAGGCUUACAAGCGUACGAAAAAGCAAGGAUUAAGAGAAGCAAGAGCCACUGAAAAAUUAGAAAAGCAACAAAAGUUGGAAGCUGAACGUAAACGUAGACAAAAACAUCAAGAAUUUCUUAGCUCAGUUCUUCAACAUGGUAAAGAUUUCAAAGAAUUUCAUAGAAAUAAUGUGGCCAAAUUGGCUAGACUCAAUAAAGCUGUACUCAACUAUCAUGCCAAUGCUGAACGUGAACAAAAGAAAGAACAAGAACGUAUCGAAAAGGAGCGUAUGCGUCGUCUUAUGGCUGAGGAUGAAGAAGGAUAUAGAAAAUUGAUCGAUCAAAAGAAAGACAAACGUUUAGCUUUCCUUUUAUCGCAGACUGACGAAUAUAUUAGUAAUCUUACAGAAAUGGUGAAACAACAUAAGAUAGAACAAAAGAGAAAGCAAGUUGAAGAGCAGAAACGUAAAAAGAAGAAGAAGAAGCUUCAGGAUGGUGAAAUUAAUGAAGAUGGUAGCCCAAGUGAUGAUACUCGCGUUGGCGUUAUCGAAGUAGCAACUGGUCGUACUUUAACUGGAGAUGAAGCACCUUUGAUGAGUCAACUUUCUGCAUUUUUAGAAGCUCAUCCUGGUUGGGAACCAAUCGAUUCUGAAAGCGAAGACGACGAUGAAGAUGAGGAAGAUGAGAAUAAAGAAAAACCAAUGGGCGAUUCCGAAGAAGAAAAAGUGAAAAAGACGAUACACAAAGCCAAGGUCGAAGAUGAUGAAUAUAAAACGGAAGAACAAACAUAUUAUAGUAUCGCACAUACUGUUCACGAAGUUGUUACAGAACAAGCUUCAAUUAUGGUUAACGGAAAAUUGAAAGAAUAUCAGAUUAAAGGUUUGGAGUGGUUGGUAUCACUGUUUAAUAAUAAUCUUAAUGGUAUUUUGGCGGAUGAAAUGGGUCUUGGUAAGACAAUUCAAACUAUAGCUUUGGUCACAUAUCUAAUGGAGAAGAAGAAAGUCAAUGGUCCAUUUUUAAUCAUUGUUCCAUUAUCUACACUUUCAAAUUGGGUUCUUGAGUUCGAAAAAUGGGCACCUAGCGUCGUGGUGGUAUCUUAUAAGGGAUCACCAGCUGGUAGACGUGCCAUUCAAUCUCAAAUGCGAGCAACUAAGUUUAAUGUCCUAUUAACAACAUAUGAAUAUGUUAUCAAGGAUAAGGGUGUAUUGGCAAAGUUGCAAUGGAAGUAUAUGAUUAUCGACGAAGGUCACAGAAUGAAAAAUCAUCAUUGCAAAUUAACACAAGUCUUAAAUACGCAUUAUUUAGCCCCUCAUAGGCUUUUGUUAACUGGUACACCGUUACAGAAUAAAUUACCUGAGUUAUGGGCUUUAUUGAAUUUCUUAUUGCCUUCGAUAUUUAAAUCUUGUAGUACGUUUGAACAAUGGUUUAACGCACCAUUUGCAACGACUGGUGAAAAGGUUGAACUGAACGAGGAAGAAACUAUUUUGAUUAUUCGCCGUUUGCACAAAGUUUUGCGACCAUUUUUAUUGAGACGUUUGAAAAAAGAAGUUGAAUCGCAAUUACCUGACAAAGUUGAAUAUAUUAUUAAAUGUGAUAUGUCUGGACUUCAAAAAGUACUUUACAAGCAUAUGCAGAGUAAAGGCGUUCUACUAACAGAUGGUUCGGAGAAAGGCAAACAGGGCAAGGGUGGCGCUAAGGCUUUAAUGAACACUAUUGUACAAUUGAGAAAAUUAUGUAAUCAUCCUUUCAUGUUUCAAGCUAUCGAAGAAAAAUAUUGCGAACAUGUUGGCACACAAGGAUCCGGAGUUAUCACUGGACCUGAUUUAUAUCGGGCAUCUGGAAAAUUUGAACUGUUGGAUCGUAUUCUUCCAAAAUUGAAAGCUACCAACCACAGAGUAUUGCUUUUCUGUCAAAUGACACAAUUGAUGACGAUUAUGGAGGAUUACUUAAGUUGGAGAGGAUUUAUGUAUCUGCGAUUGGAUGGUACAACGAAGGCUGAAGACAGAGGGGAUUUGUUAAGAAAGUUCAAUGACCCUGGUUCAGAAUAUUUUCUUUUCUUACUGUCCACUCGUGCUGGUGGUCUCGGUUUGAAUUUACAAGCAGCUGAUACUGUAAUUAUUUUUGAUUCAGAUUGGAAUCCACAUCAGGAUUUACAAGCACAAGAUCGAGCUCACAGAAUCGGUCAAAAAAACGAAGUACGUGUGCUUAGAUUGAUGACCGUAAAUUCCGUAGAAGAAAGGAUAUUAGCUGCGGCUAGAUAUAAAUUAAACAUGGACGAGAAAGUCAUUCAAGCUGGAAUGUUUGAUCAAAAGUCUACAGGUUCCGAGCGUCAACAGUUCUUGCAGAGUAUUUUGCAUCAGGAUGAUGCCGAGGAUGAAGAAGAGAACGAAGUACCAGACGAUGAGACGGUGAAUCAAAUGAUCGCUAGAACCGAAGGUGAAUUUGAAAUAUUUCAAAAAUUGGAUUUAGAACGAAGAAGAGAAGAAGCUAAAUUAGGACCGAAUAGAAAGUCUCGAUUAUUGGAGGAAGCGGAAUUACCUGAUUGGCUCGUUAAGGAUGACGAUGAAGUAGAAAGAUGGACUUACGAGGAAGAUGAAGAAAGAUAUCUUGGUAGAGGUUCAAGGCAACGUAAAGAGGUCGAUUAUACGGAUAGUAUCACUGAGAAAGAAUGGUUAAAGGCUAUCGAUGAUGAUGGUGCGGAAUAUGACGAGGAAGAAGAGGAUGAUAAAAAGAAGAAAAAGACAAGGAAACGAAAGAAGAAAGGCGAAGAAGAUGACGAACCUAUGCCAAAGAAACGAAGAGGUGCUGGAUCGUCGAUUGAUCCAAAGAUGAAACGUGCGAUGAAAAAGUUGAUUAUGGUAGUUGUAAAUUAUACCGAUAGUACCGAUGGUAGAUUACUUAGUGAACCAUUCAUGAAGCUACCAUCCCGACGAGAGUUACCAGAUUAUUAUGAAAUUAUAAAAAAGCCAUUAACUAUAAAUAAAUUGUUGCAAAAAAUCGAAGAAGGCAAAUACGCCGACUUUGAUGAACUGGAAAAAGAUUUUAUGCAACUAUGUAAAAAUGCACAGAUCUAUAAUGAAGAAGCUUCUCUUAUUCAUGAAGAUUCUAUAGUUUUGCAAUCUGUAUUUACGAAUGCUCGACAACGUUUGGAGGAAGAAGGAAAUAUUUCCGAUUUAGAUGACAAAGACGGUGAAGAAGGAUCCGAUGCUGAUUCUAGUGUGAGAAUGAAGAUAAAACUUAAAGGUAGAAAAAGCGAAGGUAGAGGUGGUCGUAGGAAAAGAGUUACAAAGAAAUAUAUUUCCGAUGACGAUGAUGAUGCUGAUGACAAUUAAAUAUUAAAUGUGAUUAUUUAAUAUAGAAGUUUUAAAGAAUACGGUAAUAUUUACAUUCAAAACUAUUUAUCUUAAAUUUUUUUUUUUUUUUGUGAAGCGGUAUAUAUACUUCGCGUUUAAGGCCGACUAUUGUAAUUAUAAAGUUUCAAAAGUUAUUCUACAAAAAGAUAUAUCUAAUAAUAAUUAAAACUUGAUUUUAUAGUACAAGAUACGAUACUAUUGUUUAAUCAAGUUUAGAAAAGGGCAAAUCAUUGUUACUAUUAGAAGUUCAAAGAUAGCUCUCUUCUUAUAGAAUUAGAUAUAUUUAAGGGAAAUAAAAAAGAACAAAAAAGAAAAAAAAAGGAGAAACUGAAGAUUCUGCUUUUUUUUUUUUUAAAAAUAAACUUUGUUUUAAUUUUGAGUGAUCAUAUGUGUGCAUCGAUUGCAUAGUGUACAGUAAAAAAUAGGAUUAAGGACUGCAAUUUUAUUUGUACGAACAUAUUACCAGUUUAUAUAUUGAUCGAUACUUCUUUUUUUAAAGAAAAUAUUACAGUAAAUUCUGUUAUACCAUCAAACACUCUUAUUAGCCUUUAAAAACCAUAAUACAUUCGAGAUAUGAUUUUUUUCUUCCUAAUUAUAUAGAUUCUUUUUAAAUUUUAAUACUUUCAAGUUUUAUUAGUAUUACACUUAUGAUAUUGCAAAUGUAACUGCCAGCGAUUGGUUUACAAUACACUAUUAUCUUUGUUAUAAUUUCACAUAUUGUCCAUUCAAAAUGCAUAAACAAUAUUGAAAUGGUAAUAUUAUAAAAGCUUAAGAUGAUCAAUUACCAAGUAUUUACUAGUACAUAAUGACAUCGUAGUAAUUAUCCUUAUUAUAAAAAAACAAGUGUAUUUUUAAAUUAUGUAAUUUUUUAUUCCAGUACAUUAAGUUGAAUUCCUUUAGAAAUAAAUAUUUUUUUCUUCA